GAGAUGUCCGAUGCCGAGUCGGAGGAUGCCGAGAUCGGCGCCGAUGCCCCGAGCGCCAGUCCCCUGCCGGAGUUUAUCGAGGUGAUCCAAAGCCACAAGCGAGUGGCAUCGAAUGACGAGGACGGUAACCAGCACGAGUGGAGCCUUCGAUUGCGAGAAGGAGCGCAGCAGAUUGUGCAGGAGGUCCUGUGGCGACUCCACCCGACUUUCCGCAAGCCCGACGUGAAG
This is a messenger RNA of Symbiodinium necroappetens, 228 nucleotides long. The record is from the annotation of a GenBank genome assembly. NCBI's taxonomy places the organism in Eukaryota, Dinophyceae, Suessiales, Symbiodiniaceae.